Messenger RNA from Raphanus sativus (radish), 699 nucleotides. RefSeq lists its product as uncharacterized. The transcript has a single exon. NCBI's taxonomy places the organism in Eukaryota, Viridiplantae, Streptophyta, Magnoliopsida, Brassicales, Brassicaceae. The record is from RefSeq and is a predicted model, not a curated record. The coding region runs from base 1 to 699 and encodes 232 amino acids.
AUGGAAAAACCUCAGGAUCCAAGACUUCAAUUCUGUGGAUCAUACAACUCAGCAAUGUUUAAGAUCCUUUCUAUACUUAAACUAUGUGGUGAGGAUAUAACGGAGGAAGAUAUGCUUGAAAAGACUUUCUCCACCUUCCACACAAGUAAUGUGUUGCUACAGCAACAAUACCGUGCAAAAGAAUUCAAGACUUAUGCGAGCUUGAUUUCAUGCUUAUUACUUGCUGAGCAAAACAAUGAGUUACUGAUGAUAAAUAGUGAGAUGAGACCUCCAGGUGCCACACCUUUACCUGAAGCCGAGAAAGAUGCUAAUCACGUCCAAUCCCACAGCCAUAGGCGUGGAAGAUUUAAUGGACAGGGCCGUGGUCAAUACAAUUCAGGCCGCGGACGAGGCAGUCAAUCUGGUCGAGACCAGAACCAAAGACGCUCGUUUAGACGAGGUCAUGCUCGAGGCUGCGGGUCUUCAUUCAUACCGCAGCAUUCAAACAACUCGACCAAAUCUGUAUGCCAUCGGUGUGGAAUGAGUAACCAUUGGGCAAAGACUUGUAGGACUCCCAAGCAUCUAGUGGAGCUAUACCAAGAAAGUAUGAAAGGGAAGAAUCCUGAAGCCCAUAUGGUGAUCCAUGAUAAUGAAAACGAUUUCGAUCAUGAAAAAGAUGAUCUAAUGGGUUAUGAAACUUCAGAUGUUCUAAAGGAUUGA